Molecule: messenger RNA, 3484 nt
Organism: Drosophila grimshawi
Lineage: Eukaryota; Metazoa; Arthropoda; Insecta; Diptera; Drosophilidae
Gene: Mnt
Product: serine-rich adhesin for platelets
Exons: 9
Coding region: 516-3431 (971 amino acids)
Molecular function (GO): protein dimerization activity
Source: RefSeq, a predicted model, not a curated record
CGACGUCAGUCCGUUGCGUCAGUAAUAACAAAUUUUUAUUUUUUUUUCCAAUUCUCCAAUACCGCAAUAAGAACAUACAUGCAUAUUAUGUACAUACAUCUGUCAAUACAAACAACGUAAAGCAAAUUAAUCGAAAGAAACUUAAGAAACGGUGCUUAUUGUAACUGCAAUAGCUAACAACAAUAACAAUUGCAGCCCACUCCGCCAAUAAGAAAAAGAACAAAAAAGAGGAGGAAGAAGCACGAAUAAAUCGGAGCAAAUCAAAAAGAAACAAAAACAAACAAAAAAUAAACAACAACCAAAAUUUUAACUGUAUACGUGUCGACCCAAAUCUGAGUGACUCCCUCCCUCUGUCUCCCUAUCUCUCUCUUUCUCUUUCUCGCUCGUUCGUUCGAUUGUACGGUCUCUUCGUGUGCGCUGUGUGUUUGCAAGUGUGUGUGUGUGCGCGUGUGUGUGUGUGUGUGUGUGUGUGAGUGUGUGUGUGGGUGUACGAGGCUGUGUUGUGAGACGCGGCUAUGUCACAGGGCGGCAUAGAGGAGCUACUGCAAGCUGCUCAAUUCAUUGAGCAGCAAGAGCAAAAGCUCAAGCGAUCACCGCUAGCAACGGACGGGCAUUUCAUCAGUGCUAAUAAUGGAUACAGCAGCAGCAGCAGCAGCAACAAUAACAACAACAGCGCAAGCCAACUCAACAGAAACAACACGCCAACAGCAGCAGCAGCAGCAUUAUCAACAUUAUCAACAACAACAGCAGCAUCAGCAGCAACAACAGCAGCAACAACAAUACCCGCCAACAUAAACGGCUAUAACGGGCUGACUAACGGCAUCGGUGCAUCAUCGGCAGCAGUGAUCCGUCUUAGCAACGGCCAUCGCAGCAGUCCACGCAGUCAAUUAAUCGUUACUCACGAUUAUGAGUACGCUGGCAGCGGCAGUGGCAGUGGCAGUGGCAGCGGCAGCAGCAGCAACGGCGGCGGAGCCGUCGUCGAGUUAGCAGCGGGUCGCAGCAGCGAAGGUCUCAGCAUUGUUUCGGAGGAUGAAAAUUCCUCCUCAAACUUCAACUCCAACUCCAACUCCUACUCCCAACCUCAACACCAACAACAACAACAACAACAUGUAGCGACAGGCAGAGCAACAACAAUAACAAGUCCAACAAGAAAAUUAACUGCCGCUGGCCGCUUUGAUGGCAACCCUUUUGUGCUGGUGCCAUCGGUUGCAACCCCGUUGCAACUCCAGUUGCCGAUUGCAAGCAGCACAAGCACAAGCAGCAGCAAUACGAUUACGCCCACUGUCACGCCCACGCCCACGCUCAAGCAUAAGCUGGUCGCUGGCGUUGGCAGCGCUGCCAGCGAGGCGGCACCGCGCAAGUAUUUCGUUGUGGCCGAUGCCAAAAACGGCAGCCCCAUUGUCCAAGCAGCCCCAGUUGCCGGAGGAGUCACGGUUGCAGCUACAGCUGCAACUGCAACUGGAGCUGGAGCUGGUAAUGGUAGUGGGGCCGUAGCCAGUGGUGGCUAUAAAAUCUCUGGCGAUGAACUUGCCGGCUUUCAGGCGCUGAGGCGCCAAACGCCCAAAUCACAAAUAACGCUUACACCGCCACCGAUGGCGCCGCGUCGCGUUAUCGAGCCGUAUGCCCGCAUCCGCUCCUAUUCAAUGUCCUCCCAUAAACUUCCAGCGCAAACGGGGCAGGCCCUGCUCCUCGGCGGUGGCGGAGGAUCGGAGGAUGCGCACAUGAGUUAUGUGGGCGUUGGUCGAGCCACCAAUGCGAAUACAACAAGCACAGGUGCCACUGGCACCGGAACGGGCACAAUAACAGCCACCUCGUACCGACAGAUUCUCAAUCCGCAGCACUACCAGCAUCAGGCAUCUGCCGCAUCCGUAUCCACCUCGGCGCCAGUGACGGGAUCUCAGCUGACCGGCCAUGGCGGUCGCAGGCGCACCAUCAGUUCCAAUAGCAAUGGGGCGGGCACACGCGAGGUGCACAACAAGCUGGAGAAGAAUCGGCGGGCGCAUCUCAAGGGCUGCUACGAGGUGCUGAAGAACGAGCUGAGGCUCAAGGAGGAGGAUCGCAAAAAGACAUCGAAUUUGACAAUACUCGAUAAGGCGCACCGACUUGUCAUUCAACUGUCCGCCACCGCCCAGAGUCAGGAGGCAGAACUGGAGGUGCAGGCCAAGCGAAAGAUUGAGCUGCAAAAGCGUCUCAACAGCCUCAAACGGCCCACGGAUCAGAGCAUUCCAUUCAUUGACAAAGAUGUCAAUGAAGCUGUCUGCCUGGCAACCACAUCAUCGUCUCUAUCAUCAUCGUCGUCGUCGCCAACGUUAUCGUCAUUCUCACCGUCGUCGUCCUCAUCGUUAUCUCCAUCACUAGCAGCAGCCCAGCCCAUUCUGUUUGAUGGCACCGCCACGCCCGUCAGCACCGCUGCUUUGCCAAGCGCUGUGGCAACAACGGCCAUGUCACCUGUGAUAAAUAAGAGCAACGCGAACAACAGCAGCAAACACAACAGCAACAGCAGCAACAGCAACAACAACAACAACAACAGCAGCAUCAGCAACAACAACAACAACAACAGCAGCAACAUCAACAGCAACAAAAAUGUUUCUUCUGCUGCCAUCAGUUUUGCACAGAAUGCGAAUCUGCAUUUGAAUCCCGCCGCCGCUGCAGCCGCUGCUGCAAUGGGCCUGCUCAAGGGCAGCAAUCCCAACAGCAGCAAGUUUAGCAACAACAACAACAACAACAGCAACAACAAUGUUACCUCCGCUGCCGUCAGCUUCGCACAGAAUCCGAAUCAUAAUCAAAAUGCAUUAGUGAAUCCCGCCGCCGCCGCCGCUGCUGCGGCUGUUGUUGCUGUUGCAAUAAAUCCAUUGAAGACAAAAUGCAGCAGCAACAACAACAGCAACAAUAGCUCACCGAUAGCCUCAUCGAUGUCGCCGCACAUCAGCCCGGCGGGCAGUCCAAUUGUGGCUGGGGCAACGCUGACAACAAGCGUAUCGCCAACACCGUCGACGCCGUCGCCGUCGCCGAGCUCCUCGUCGAGCGGUGUUUCAUCGUCGGCCUCGUUCAUUGGCUCCUCGUCGUCAUCAUCGUCAUCGUCGUCCUCGUCGUCAUCAUCAUCGUCGUCGUCGUCCAGCUCAUCAUCCGCCUCGUCACUGUCAUCAUCAUCGUCGACAGCGGCGACGGCAGCGGGCUCCUCGCCGCCAAUGGCGGCGACACAGAAACAUCUGCUGGCUGCCACACGCAACGCCAACAACAACAACAAUAAGUUCCAUGGCGGCGCCGGCGUUGGCGCCACAAAUGUGACUGCAACAGCGGCCAAUACGGCAGCAGCAGCCGCAGCAGCAACAGCAAUUGCCGCUGUCAAUGCCCAUUCAGCUGGUUUCCAUCAGGCGGACAAGGAUCACAAUUACAAAUUCUUGCUACGCAGCGGCACUGCGGCACAGUAAGAGGCAACAAUAACAAUAAACAAUAACUAUAAACAUAAACAUAAACAUAAACA